GUCUUUAGACAGUCAGACAGCCUGCGUGGUCUUUACACAGCCUGCGUGGUCUUCAGACAGUGGGACCCCACGGAGCAGAGCACACACCUCCUGACCAAUAAUGUGAGAACCCCAUCCUCGCUUCUUCGGCCUCCAGUGACGUACAGCCUCCUCACCCCCCUCAUCCCCCCCAGCCCAGCAGGCUCCAUCCAGCAGGCUCUCGGCGGCGCGAGCAGGUGUGACAUGCGGCCAUGUCCCGUGCAGGAAUAUGCCCACGCGUGAACUCCCGCGGACCUUUUUGGAUUUUGCCAGCGGUCUUAUUGGCGGCCAGCGCGCUCCAGGCGGGCGCCUACAGCUGUCAUGAGGUGAGGACCGCCUUCCAGCUGAGGCAGGUCGGACCGUCGCACCGGGUCCCGGAGACACCUGGCACAGAUGUGGAUCUCAUGGUCUGCAAGCACCAGGGUCCAUCUUGCUGUACUCGGAAAAUGGAGGAAAGCUACCAGUUUGCAGUAAAGCGAGAAACACUCCACAACAUUUACUCGUACAGUUACGAGCUGAAGCACCUGAUCUCUAGCCACUCCGAUGCUUUCCAGGACAUGUUCCAGUACUUGCUGUCGUUCUCCCAAGGACACCUGAGUUCUCUGCUGGAGGGGACCUACGCACCCCUUUCCAGUCAAGCAUUGCCCCAUGUGAACCAGCUCUUCGCGUCACUCUCCCUUUACCUCCGAGGGGCCAACGUCUCCGCGGAGGCGACUGUCCACCAUUUUUUUAAUGACCUGUUCCCACUUGUCUACACACGACUGAUCAAUCCAGGCAUGGUGGGCAGCAAGGCGGUGGGACCUGAAAUGACCGACUGCCUCCGUAUGAUCAGGCAGGACGUUAACCCGUUUGGAAGUCAUCCGGCCGUCAUGGCCCAGGAGCUCGUCGAAGCAAUGAGCGUUGGCCGGCAACUCGGCGUGGCCCUCGAGGAAGGCAUGGAUGUGCUGAACGCCACGGAGCAUGUCAGUUUAAGCAAAGAGUGCAUGAAAGGCCUGGUGAAGAUGGUGUACUGCUCCCAUUGCAGAGGCUUGACUCUGAUUAAACCCUGUGUGGGUUACUGCCUCAAUGUUAUGCGUGGCUGCUUGGCCAGCAUAUCUGAACUGGAUCAGCCUUGGAGGAGAUACACCAACUUGCUGGAGCAGCUAACCCACGGAAUGGUGGGCCACCACAGCCUCGAGCUGGCACUGCUCGGAGUUCGGGGUCACGUCAACGAGGCCUUGCUCUACGCACAGCUUCACGGUCCCCUCAUCACAGCCACAGUAGACAAGGUGUGUGGCCUGUCGACCGGGGCGCCUGUCGGCAUGCAGCCUACCAGCCCGGGGGUCCCAACCUCCAGCGUGACAUCGUCGACCCCGUUUCCUUCUGCUGCCCCUUUGAAACCUCUGCCAGAGAAGUGGCUCGGGCAGCUCGCCCAUUUGAGGAGCUCACCCCCACUGAAACCCUCCAAGAACAAUAAACAUAGUCUGAGAACCCUUUCUAGGGACUUUCUGAUGUACCUGCAGCGCUACAAGUCCUUCUACGCCGCCUUGCCGGAGAUGCUGUGCGAGGGGGAGAAUGUGGUGGACGAGGCUACAUGCUGGAGUGGAGACGGUGUGGUGGAGAGUUACACUGGCAGAGUGGUAGGAAACGGUCUGCAUGCUCAGAGACAGAAUCCUGAGGUCAAAGUUCGCAUCCCGAACCUCGCACUCGCCGAAGUUAAGGAGAGGCUGGAAACCUUCAACCAGGAGACCCAGGAGAGAUUUCCGAAUCUGGGCCAGACGGAGGCCUGGGAGGAUCUGGGUAGCGGGGCAAGCGAGGGCAGCGCCACAGAUUGUGACGAUGAGGACGGAUGCCAAGCCUCAGGAGACGGUGCAGACAAGACCUCUCACACAAAAGGCUCCAGUGAAGUGGGAUCCAGCGGCCCCGGGUCGGAGGGCUCCAAGCCCCCCUCAGUGCGGGUGAUCGGGGCCUCGCCGCCCGCCGUCCGGCCAGGACCCUGCGGCCUGGCGCUGCUUCUUGCUGCACUUUGCUCACAAUGGACUCUCUUCUGAUGCGGACCCCCACGCCACAACCACCAUCUUUCCUCCCGCCGGGCGCCGGGCGGGACAGAAAGACCGGAGGAUUCUUGUCCUGGAGCACGUCUCCAAACAGCAGCUUCCUCUGUAAGGAAAUGGGCGGGACGUGCGUGCGUGCACCAACCAACGCAGCCCUUCACUCUUAAAGACACGCCCCUCGGUGAGGUUUCCACGUACGCCAAUUCCCUUUACACUUUUAUUGCUUCCGCCCGCGCACACUCGCUCCUUGGAAAACCUAUUUCCCGUCCGUGGGUUAUGGAAGGCGUGAUAGAUUGAUGAAUCAGUUUCAGGCGCCCAACCUCGACCGAGUGUGUUUCCUGGCGGCCGUUUAGAAUGUAGUGUGUGUGCAGGCCAGCAGCCCUCACACACACGUGUGUGUGUGUAUGUGAGUCAGUGUAUGUACUUUCAGUUUAUAUGCAAACAAACCAGCGACUUAAAGGAAGCGGCGAGAGAGGAAGAAGCGUGAAGGUUUUUAUUGACUUGAUGAAUGAUUGGCGUGCAUCCUGUGUUGUUUGUGGAACUGCUCCUCGUUGCAUGUUGUCAACCCGACAUGAUUUAGCCAAGCAUGCCAGGACCUUACAGUAGGGAAGGGAUUCAUACAGGCCCCCAUUCCUGGGUGGUUUUUCAUUUUGCAAUGCUGAAAACGAUGGAAAGUGCCACUCUACAUAGCAACUGAUGCUGUGGUGGAAGGUGGAAACACAACACUCUGCUGCAGGGGUGUCAAACUCAUUUGAGCUCAGGGGCCCGCAUGGAGGAAAAUCUAUUCCGGACUGAUAAAAUCACAGCAUGAUAAUUAAAAAAUAAAGAAAACCACCAAAAAAAUGUUUUUGUUUGUUUUACUUUGGCCAAAAAUAGAACGAGCACAUCCUGAAAAUGUACACACGACAAAUAAUAAGUUAAGUUAAAGUUAAAGUACCAAUGAUUGUCACACACACACGAGGUGUGGCGAAAUUAUUCUCUGCAUUUGACCCAUCACCCUUGAUCACCCUCCUGUGAGGUGAAGGGAGUAGUGAGCAGCAGCGGUGGCCGCGCCCGGGAAUAAUUUUUUGGUGUUUUAACCCCCAAUUCCAACCCUUAAACAGGGAGGUAAUGGGUCCCAUUUUUAUAGUCUCUGGUAUGACUCGGCCGGGGUUUGAACUCACAACCUACCGAUCUCAGGGCGGGAACUCUAACCACUAGGCCACUGAAUCCUCUUGGCGAAACAUUUCAAGUUAGUUGAAGAUUCUGAGGAAAAAUUUGGCGCAGUUUAAAAACACCAUGAACUUGUUUUUACCAAGCCAUUCAACUUCAAGCACUUCCUGUUUAGGAUUCUCAUGUGGGCAGACAAAAGUGUGUUUGAAAAAGCAACCGAGUGUUUCCUCAAACCGCUGCAUUGGUGGCAUCCGCAACUGCCACAACACAUUCAUUUAUCAUCAUUCAAAUAUUACGAUUAUGAUAUAAACAAAAAAAUGGACACCAUAACAGCCGAAUUAAAGGUGAUAUAACGUCAAACUUAACCAAACUUUGUAGAUUUAAAUAUAUAAUAAAAUAGAACAAACAACAAAUGUAGAAACACACAUUUUUACAAAGGAGUUCAGGGUGCACAUCUUGUCAACACAUUGUGAGGGCUGCACAUAACUCUAACGUGUUGAUUUAAGUCUUUGCCUCUCUCAGUUUAGUUUUUUAUCCGUUAAGUGGAUAAUUUAUAUUUUAAAAAAGUAUUAUGCAUCACUACAGCAUCAGUCUGCCGCCAUCUGCUGCCAGCCUCAACAGGAGCAGCUGAUUGUUUGCACCUGCGCUGAUUGGAGUAGCGGCAGCCAAUCCAGAGGGCGCUUAAAGUCAGCUGACACGUCAUCUUAGACAGUAUGAUGUGGGUAACAAUUAAAUUGAUACUGCGACAUCCAGUGGACACAUUUAGAACAGCAGUUUAUUUCUUUCAAAUAUUGCAGCUCAUUUUUAUACUUGGCAAACUCAUCUUGCGGGCCCGAUUUAACCUGUUUGACACCCCUGGUCUACUGGCUAAAUUGGCCACGUUUCAUGUGUCAGGUAAACCGACACGAAUGGGGCCAUGUGAAUCCCCAUCCUACUCGACAUGAUGGUAGGACUCUUCGUAAUUGUGGGCUUCUUCCUUCGACACCAGUGACAUCUAAGGCCCAACGUUCCUCACUAGUCCUACAGAUCAGCAGUAAAUCCUUCCUGGUCUGGGCAGAAGAAUCCCAAACAACAAAGUACGCCAAUGAUUGUUGGCUGGAAUGAUGCGCGUGAUACCUUCAUGAAUGUACGCGCAGUGCCACUAGUGGCUGGUUAAGGUAUUACACAUUCAGCUGACAUUCUACGGAGACCAGGUGUGCUCAAACCUUUUGCCCAAACAUGUGCCAACGUGCCGCAAGGCCAAAUACUGCGCUUUAAGUACAGGUGUCCCGAUACAAAUUUUUCACGUGCAAUACGAUAUCCAUAUUGGAUACGAUACCAGCAGGAAUCAUACAAACUUUUGUUUUUGUCGUGUAAAAUGUUAGAACAUGUUUGAUGAAGGAAAGCUGGUCUAAAACAGAAAACAAUGGAAUUAACAUAUUAACCUAUUAACAGUUUAGAUUGGAUUUAUGCUGUCUUUAAAUUCAAGUGGAGUGGUAAUUGUGUCUUUUCUUGGUGACUCCUAGUGGUCACGAUAUUUCACAAAGUUAAGCUCAUGACAAUGUAAGUUGAAUGAUGCGGACACGUUUGUUACUGGACACUUUCUAAUACGCCUGUGCUUUGGAGACUUUGUAGAGGUCAGAGCCGUUCAACUGGCCACAUCCGGCCUCACAUGACCCCAGACUGACCUGACGUGACCCCAGACCAGCCUGACAUGACCCCAGACUGACCUGACAUGACCCUGG
Molecule: messenger RNA, 4927 nt
Organism: Entelurus aequoreus (snake pipefish)
Lineage: Eukaryota; Metazoa; Chordata; Actinopteri; Syngnathiformes; Syngnathidae
Product: glypican-5-like
Exons: 9
Coding region: 231-2048 (605 amino acids)
Biological process (GO): cell migration; positive regulation of canonical Wnt signaling pathway; regulation of protein localization to membrane
Cellular component (GO): cell surface; extracellular region; plasma membrane
Source: RefSeq, a predicted model, not a curated record